Octodon degus (degu) is the source of this 2414-nucleotide messenger RNA. RefSeq names its product protein phosphatase, Mg2+/Mn2+ dependent 1F (gene Ppm1f). The record is from RefSeq and is a predicted model, not a curated record. The transcript is spliced from 8 exons. Lineage: Eukaryota; Metazoa; Chordata; Mammalia; Rodentia; Octodontidae. Gene Ontology annotation, biological process: negative regulation of protein kinase activity; protein dephosphorylation. Gene Ontology annotation, cellular component: cytosol. Gene Ontology annotation, molecular function: protein serine/threonine phosphatase activity; cation binding. Bases 174 to 1499 code for a protein of 441 amino acids.
CGGGGAUCCCGGGGUGGGGAAGCCCCGGAAGCUGGAUUUGGGACCCUGACGGGUUUAGGUGAUGAUCAAGUGGGGACCCAGGAUGCACGAGGAGUGAAGACUGACCUGCUCCCAGCCGCAUACUUCCCGGGAUGCUCUGAGCGUUCCCAGGAGCCCCACAGAACAGCAGCCAGAUGGCCUGUGAUUCAGAAAGGGUGGACUUCCUGGAUGCAUUUUUCCGAGACUUCCCAACCCCACUCGACCCGGAUAGCCCCUUGCCAUGGAGGCCCUCAGGAACAACGCUGAGCCAGGAGGAGGUGGAGGGUGAGCUGGCUGAGCUGGCGAUGGGCUUCCUGACCAGCAGGAGUGCCCCACAGCCACUGGCUGCAGCUCUGACCCAUGAGGCUAUUUCCCAGAUGCUGCAGACUGACCUUUCGGAGUUUAGGAAGUUGCCCAGGCAAGAAGAGGAAGAAGGGGAGGACAAUGAGGAAGAGAAGGCUGCGGCAACCUUGCUAGAUGGCACAGGACUGGCACGGAGUUUCUUUAACCAGCUCUGGAAAGUAAGUGGCCAGUGGCAGAAGCAGGUGCCAGUUACUGCCCGGACCCCACAGAGGGAGUGGGUGGUCUCUAUCCACGCCAUCCGGAACACUCGCCGCAAGAUGGAGGACCGGCAUGUGUCCCUUCCUGCCUUCAACCUGCUCUUUGGCUUGUCGGACCCUGUGGACCGUGCCUACUUUGCUGUGUUUGAUGGUCACGGAGGUGUGGAUGCCGCAAGGUAUGCUGCUGUCCACUUACACGUUAAUGCCGCCCACCAGCCAAAGCUGCUUAACGAUCCUGCAGAAGCCCUAAAAGAAGCCUUCCGGCACACUGAUGAAAUGUUUCUCUUGAAAGCCAAGCGAGAGCGGCUGCAGAGUGGCACCACAGGCGUAUGCGCACUUAUUGCUGGAAAGACCCUGCACAUUGCCUGGCUAGGGGACUCCCAGGUCUUCCUGGUGCAGCAGGGAGAAUUGGUGAAGUUGAUGAACCCACACAGACCUGACCAACCGGAGGAGUGGAAGCGCAUCCAACAAUUGGGUGGCUAUGUGGUUUUCCUGGACUGCUGGAGAGUCAAUUCAACCCUGGCCGUCUCUAGAGCCAUCGGGGAUAUAUCCCAGAAGCCCUAUGUGUCUGGGGAGGCAGAUUCAGCUUCCCGGGAGCUGACUGGCUCUGAGGACUACCUUCUGCUCGCCUGUGAUGGCUUCUUUGACUUUGUCCACCUUGAGGAAGUCGCCAGCCUUGUUCACAGUCACCUGGUCAAACAGGAGGGCAAUGGUCUCCGUGUUGCUGAGGAGCUGGUGGCUUUGGCCCGGGAGCGAGGCUCCAAUGACAACAUUACAGUUGUGGUGGUCUUCCUUAGGGACCCCCGAGAGCUGCUGGAGGGCGGGGUCCAUGGGGCAGGGGACUCCCAGGCAGAUAUGAAAAGCCAGGACUUGCCCUCUGGCCUCUCAAAUCCCAAGACCGACACUCCACAGAAAAGCUAGGUGGUCCAGGUCCCCCAUCACCCCACCCCGACCCUUCCCUCCACCCCUGUGAUUCUCCUCAGAGGUCUUAGGACUUGACAGUCUAUAGUGGGCAGGAUGUACCCACCCACACAAUGCUUGCUGCAGUACCCCAAGACCGCUGGCGGUAUGUGCCUACAGCCUGUUCUGGUAACUGCAGAACUGCUCCAGGCAGGGCUCAAAGCAGGCAUAGGAAAAGACCUUAUCAACGUGAAGAUGAUCCAGCAAGUCGCCUGGCUCUUUCCUACCUCUCAUUAAGGCAGGGGUGGGCCCAGAAGUAACAGACACCUGGUAGCAGCCUGACCAAAGACAGGGUGUGCAUCUGGAGCGCGGGGGUGUGCGUGUAUGUGGAGCCUCCAACAGAUCUCGGGCACAUCCUGGGGUCAGGUCACGUAGGCAUGGAUUGCAGCCUAGCUCUCUCAUUGUUUCUCACCAUGGCCUUAGCUAUGGAUGGCCAUGGUGGGAGGAAGGAUCGUACUGAUGGAGAGGCCUGGCAGGUCCCGGUUGACCACGUUGGCUUCCCAAAGAGGAGAGGACAACCUCCCUGGAGAGGGAGGCCAGGGAUCGGGUCCACAGCUGCCAGCGGCCACCCACGAUGUGCUAGGGCCCACAAGAUCCUCUUCCUGCUUCCCUUGAGCACCCUGGAGAGGUGAGGCUCUGCACUUAGUGGCACAAGAUGUGUGUGUCAUUUGUGUGUUUGGGUUUUAUUCCAGGAAAAGUCUAAUUCAGAAGCAGUAUUUCAGAUUUUGUUUUUGUUUUGUUAGUGCCAAGUUGACUCACAGUGUCAUAUAAUUUAAGCAGAGCUUAGUGUUUAUUUCUUGGAAAAUUUAUUUACUUUUUGGGUUGGUUUUUUUGUUUGCUUAUUUUCCUAUUUUGGAAAUGUUUUCAUUGCAGUAU